AUGUCGAGCGUCAAGAAGCAGAAAGGCAAAAACGAAGCCGACCUAGUGGACAAACUGAAUUACAAAAACUUAUGCGAUGUAAUGCUUCACGAGUUGACAUGUCUUAAGGCAAAUCGACCAGUGUACUUAAAAAGAGGAGGCACAUUUUUCUUGAGUUCCCGUGAAGAAGCCCUUUCCGUGUUGAAGGCGAAGAGUCAAAACGAGGAGAAGACUCGUCCCAUUUAUAUGAACAUAUUAAAGUAUCACAUCCUGUUGGCAUACGCGUUUUUAAAUGUACCUUUUAGCCUGACAAUCAAGAACAAAAGUGUAAAAAAUGACACGAGGGAAUGUGUUAGAAUAAAGAAUUACACAAACGGGAGAGGGAGACAUGGCAAGGGGAAGAAGCUUGGGAUGGGUGGGUUGCAUCGUGUAUGUGGAAAGGACACAUUGCUACGCGGACAUAACCUCCGCGGAAGAGAGAAGCGAAUCAACAAGCUUACAUUUUUGCAUGCGGGAAAAGGGCAUUGUUAUGCAAAAAUGAUGGGGAGACGUAACCCCUGUGAAGAGAAGCCUACGCAGAAGCAAUACUGCCAAUGUGGAAUAAUUGGGCCGUUGAAGAGGAGCCCUUCCUCCGGCGUGCACCAGGUGAAUUCCACCUUCGAGUACCCCGGAUUCAGUUUUACCGUCCUGAAAGAAUCACAAGAAGAGGGUUGCCAUAGUAGAAUUGGUAUUAUAAAAACUCCAAGGGGGGAAAUUGAAACUCCGAACUUUCUCUUUUGUGCUACAAAGGGGUGCAUGAAAUCGACGCCAAUAAACUUUGUAAAGGAUUGUAAGACGCAAAUUAUUUUGUCUAACACGUUCCACCUGUUGAUUCAUCCCAAGCCACAUGUCAUUUUUCAGUUGGGCGGGUUGCACAGGUUCAUGAAUUGGCAGGGCCCCAUUCUAACCGACUCUGGGGGGUACCAACUCUUCAGCAUGACGUUUGGCUCGGUUUCGAAUGAGAUAAAGAGGACGUCCAGGGCGAGCGCCGUCACCGCUGUGCGCGCCGUCACCGUUGUUGGGGAUAGCGAUGGCGACAGCGGAAGCGGAACAGACAGGCAGGGUAGCAGGCAGCCUUCACCGCGCCCGCCCCGCGGAGAUAUAAUCGUCAAAAUCAAUGAGCAGGGCGCUCUGUACAAGUCGUACCACGAUGGCUCCGUGGACAUGCUGACGCCGGAAAGCUCCAUCCAAGCGCAGUACCUCCUGGGUAGCGACUUCUCAGUGGUGCUGGACGAAUGCACCCCUUACCAUGUAGAGAGGGAAUAUACGGAGCGGUCCAUGCACAGGUCUCAUAGGUGGUACAUUAGGUGCCUUUUAGAAUUUCAAAAAGCUAUGACCAUGCCAAAUUACCAUACCUAUUUGAACCACCUGCACAAUAAAAAGUACAAGGUAAAAGAUAAAUGGAAGGAAAGGGAAGCCAAUAAACAAGCACUCUAUGGCAUAAUUCAGGGGGGAAUAUAUACCGAUUUGAGAAUGAAGAGUUGCCAGGUGGUUUGUAAUUUGCCUUUUUUUGGUCUCUGCAUUGGAGGGUGCUUAGGGAAGGACAAGCAGAUGAUGUACAGCGUGAUAAAGAAGACCAUGCGGUUUGUCAGGCAGGAGGAGGAAGGCAGUGUCUCGGUCAGGCAAGCCAACAGAACGAGUAGCACUCCUGUUGGUAGCUCUAAACCGGUACAUCUCCUAGGGAUUGGCCAAAUUAAGGAUAUAUUUUUUGGAGUGAGACAGGGGAUUGAUACAUUUGACUGUGUUAUUCCUACGAGGCUGGCGAGACAUGGGUACUACCUAUGCUCAGUUAAAACGAUUAAACAAAUGGAAGAACAAUUGGGUAAAUGUAUUAACAAGGAAUAUAUAAAAAUAAAAUUAAAGAAUCACGAAUUGGAUAAUAAUCCUCUUGAGCAUGACUGUCCCUGCUACACGUGUGCAAAUUACACCAGGGCAUAUUUGCAUCACCUCUACAAAAUUAAUGAUAAUUUGUUAGGGACUCUGCUGACCAUACAUAAUGUGUGUUACAUGAAUCGCCUCAUGGAGGACAUCCGUGAGGGGAUCAGGUGUGACCGUUUGGAUGAGGUUGAGAAGAGAUGGGUUCGGUGA
Molecule: messenger RNA, 2106 nt
Organism: Plasmodium fragile
Lineage: Eukaryota; Apicomplexa; Aconoidasida; Haemosporida; Plasmodiidae
Exons: 2
Coding region: 1-2106 (701 amino acids)
Biological process (GO): tRNA wobble guanine modification; tRNA queuosine(34) biosynthetic process
Cellular component (GO): cytoplasm
Molecular function (GO): pentosyltransferase activity
Source: RefSeq, a predicted model, not a curated record